GUCCUAAACAAACCCGCUGGUGGCUGUGUGCAGGGAAUGCGACUGACGGCCGGUAUUUCUGUCUUUGCUAGGAACCGAGCCCAACGCAGAAAAUGUGGACAGAUGAAGAAACAGAAGAUGAGGGCACAGGAGAAGGAUUUAAAGAUGAAGAAACGCUGUUUCCGAAAUCUGUGGAUGAUUUUGGGUUCAACUCUGACUCAAGCUGGGAUGGCGAUGAGGCUGAUCUGGCUGUAGAUUUCGACGUCAUUAAGAAGAUGAGCUGUGCUGAGAGAUCACGGAUGUUCAAGCUGCGCACAAACUUGGACCAGCUGGACUCCUUACACAAACAGAAGGAGUAUGAGGUCCUGAAAGCCAGGGAGGAACUAAAAGCAUGCCAGCUGCGCGUCGCAGAGCUGGAGAAACAGCGAGUCGACGUGGAAGAAGAAAUCAGCAAGCAGGAAAAAGCAGAGAAUACAGCGGCAUUGUUUCGCCUGCGGGCACUGCAGAGACGGCUUUGCGUGGAGCUGCAAGGGGAGGAGGACCUUGAGUCGCAGAUUGAACUUGUGCUGGGAGAAAAUGAAUAUGAGCUGUGCCAGGUCGAGGUGGAGCAGGGCAGAUUCUCUUCCCUUCGUCGUGAGGUCCAGAGGGACGAGGAAGAGAGCGAGACACAGCGAGGCUGGGAGGCCAAUCAGAGGCUUCAGAAGGAAGAGGCAGCCAUGCGAAGAGCAGAACUCCGGAAACAGCUAGACAGAAAGAAACAAAUGAACUCCUUCAAGGAGCAAGAGGUGCAACAUCGAAAGGCAGUGGAAGACGCAGUGAAGAACCACAAGAAAGCUGUUCGGUUUCUGAAGGAGACAAUGAGCAGAAUUCAUCAGAAAGAAACUGAGAAAGAAUUACGAAGCCGAGAGGAGAUGGAAAGACGGACGCAAGCUGUUUUGUCACUGAAAAGCAAGAUCACAGCUACCAAAGAAAAUAUUUGUGCUAUGCAGGCCCGUGAUCAAGCAAAAGCUGCAGUGCAGAAGGAAGAGGAGAGACGGAUCAGAGAGUCAGUGAGGAGAGAAGGAGGGGACGUCACCAAAUACAUGUACCAACAAAAGCGGCUGCAGGAGUUUGAGAGACAGAAACAGGCGUUCGAGGAGCAGAAAAAGUCCCGCAAGGUUGAAAUCCUCUCUAAAAUCCUGCAAGAAGAAGCCCAGAUGGAAAAACGCAAGAAACUCCUGCCUGAUCUUUUUCCAAAAAUGCAGAAAAGCCAGGACUUCAUGCCAGAGUCUGGGAAGCCUAGUGAUAAAUUACUGCAGUACUUAGAGAUGACUUAUGGGGAGGCAGAUGAUGAAAAUUAUAGACCCAAUUGGCGUUCCCCAUCCCCAAUGUCCGAGGAUGGUGGCCCAAUAUCAGGAAAAGGGUCAUCUGGUCCUGAUUUGUCACCUGGCUCCCAAGACUACACUGAGGAUGGAGACAGUGAAGAAGAGGCAGAAGAAAGCCUUGCUCAGCCUGAAUUCACAGGAUUAUGGGAUCAGAAGCACAAGACAUACAAGAUACCACAAGAUGAGACUCGACCCAGGCCCAUUACUACAAACAAAAUGGAGCAAGAGAUUUUAGCUCGAACUCUGGAGAAACACCGGAGUGGAAUCGUCCGAAAACAGGUUGUGGUUGGCAAGGAAUUCAAGGGAUGCCCAUUUUACAGCAAACCGGACGUCAUCCACUUCAAGGAUUUCGAGGUUGGAAAAACAUAUAAGAAGAAAAUAAUGCUGACCAACUCUACAUACACCAUCAACUUUUGCAAGCUGGUGGGAGUCAGUGAGCACCUAAGAGAUUUCAUUUAUCUCCACUUCGAUCCUCCCGGCCUGAUGUCUGCGGGAAUGGCCUGCGACUUGGGGGUGACAUUUAAACCCAUGAUAAAUGAGGAUCUAUUUGGAGAAGUGACGUUUCUGGCUCAAACCGGCCCUUUUGCAGUUCCGCUGAAAUGUACCAUCAAGAAAUGUGAACUGGCUGUCGAUAGCAGCCUCAUUGACUUUGGUACCCAUGUGGUGGGCGAGACAAUUUCACGGACCAUCACCCUGUCCAACCGAGGGGCCCUGGGAACAAAGUUCAAUCUGGUGACGUCGGCGAGCUCCAGUGCUGUCCGACUCACUCCCGAGCCCUCCCCUCUGGGACAGCCGACCCCCCGAGAUUCCCCUCAUGCUGAUGUUGUAUCAGAAGCUAAGGGAAGCACAAUGCAGGACUCAGGAGAAAGCUGUAAAGAACAGUCAGAGGGCCCUGACCAUUCCAGUGAGACACGCAACCACAAGGCAUCCAAGGAAAAAUGUGCGUCUUUAUCCUCAAGUGAGCAAACUCCCCUUGUACCAAAACAACAGAACCAAGACAUGGCUGUGGCCUCUGACCUCAUGUCAACGACCGGAAGUAGGGCGGAAUUGCUUGAGUCCAGUGCACAGGAGUUGCUGGAAACCAGUGAGAUCAAGCCUGGAGAGGUGACCGAAGGUGAACUCAAACCAUUCGGUUUUGUCAAACUUCAAAUAAUGUUUACGCCAACAAUCCCUGGAGAGGUCCAGAUGGACUUUGACAUCAAGUUUUCUGACCCAAACUCCCAGUCUAUCCCAGUCAGAGUUCGAGGAGUUGCCAUAGAUGUCCCUGUGUGGGUUUCAAAGCCAAAUGUUGACCUAAAGAUCUGCAUGUAUGAUCGCCUGUACCAGGAUAGCAUUCCUGUACACAGCAGGGUGAACACAGCUGUUCGUGCAACGUUUGAAGUGUGCAAGGAACUGAAAAACCACAUGGAACUGCUUCCAAAAUCAGGUUAUAUUCAGGCGCAGUCCACCUUCAAUGUGCAGCUCAAAUUCCUUCCCAGGCUUUCGUUGAUGGAAGAUGCUGGCGGAUACUUUGAUAAGGAGACGGGAGUUUUGGAAGUCCCCAUGACAAUACAUGUGGCAGAUCAGACCCGGCCACUUCUGUUUGCAGUCCACGCUGUUGUCACAGCUUCUGAUCUGGAGUUUGACAGAAAAGAAGUGGAUUUCGGACACUGCUCCAUCCACGAGUCGGUUCAAACCAGCGUGCACCUCACAAACAAGUCUCUUCUUCCGCAGGAGUUUGGGUUUGUCGGAAUUCCAAAGUAUGUAGAUGUUCAGCCCAAUGAUGGCUUUGGGAUCCUUCUUCCCAUGGAGACCGUUGAGAUUGACAUCAUAUUCAGUGCUAAAAAGGCAAAAGAAUACAGCUUUGAGCUCACCUGCAAGUCAGGAAUCAACAGAGAUUUCAAGUUGUCUUGCAAAGCAGUUGGAGUCCACCCUCCCCUGGAGCUGUCUCACUCUCUGGUCCAGUUUGGUGCCACGGCGGUGAAUGACAAGUCCACAGCCACCCUGUACGUGGUGAACUCCCACGCCAGCCGUAACGAGUUCACCCACCCUGUGCCACGGAUCGGCAAGGGGGAGAUUGCACCCGUGGGACCGACUUCCUUCGAGUUUGUAUAUCCAGAGGACUCAGAUAUCACCAUCACUCCAGCAGUAGGGACAGUACUACCGGGGAAGAGCUGCCUGGUCCAGGUUUGCUUCAGACCCAGUCUGUAUAAGCAGCAGAUCCAGGAGGAGGCUGUUCACAUGCUGUGUCGUGCUGAGGAGACCAGAUUACUACUGCAGGACAAGAAAGAAAAGGAGGCCACAAGUGCCAAGAAAGCCGAGAUGGAUGCAAUGAGCAAAAAGGAGCCUCCGUCUGCAUCAAAAGGGAAAAAGAAGCAAAAGCAAGCCUCCGCUAAACAAACAGCGAGCGAGAAGAACACCAGAAUGUGUGACACUCCCAGAGCAAACUCCAAUGAGAACAGAAGCCCCUUCAACCCUCCUAAACCAGGAGACAUACCACCAGAUUCAGAUAGCUUUGCUGCCGCCCAGGCUUCACUGAUCCGCUCAUUCAAAGGUUCUUUUAAGAGAUACAUCAUCCCCUGCUUUGUAGCAAGUGGAAAAUCAGCAAAUAGGAAUGAUCCAGGUCACUUGCAAUACAGGUUGACUGCCAAAUCUGCUUUCUCCCCCCCUACUAGUCCCCACAACACCCUUUACCUUGAACUGCACUGUCCUGCAGUAGUGCCCCCUCUAGUGGUGAUCUCCGACCAUGGCAGGAGCACAGUGAAUUUCAAAGAAGUGGCAGCAGGGCAGACGGUGGUAAAGAGGGUUACAGUACAGAAUAUCUCACAUGAACCUCUUGAACUGGGCUCCACCCUCCUGGAUCCCAAUGGUCCCUUCAUGUUGAUGAAUGCGCUCAGGCCUCUGCAGCCUGGAGCUACCCACACCCUGCUAGUUUCUUUUUCUCCUGCGGAGGACAAAAAGUUCUACGAGACCUUGGAGAUCCGAACUUCAAACAUGACCCUUUGCCUGAACCUCUCUGGCAUUGGGAUAUAUCCAUCAGUGACUUGUUCAGCUGAAGGAGGCAUCAUGGAUUUUGGAUAUGUUUUAGCCAAUGAGAGUUCCACAUCUGUAUUCAAGUUGCAGAACACCUCCUCCAUCCCUGUGAACUACAAUCUGAAACAGGACAGCGUGUCUGUGAAGAAGCAUAAAGACCAGCAGGGGCUCCCAUCGUUCCUAACGCCCAAUAAGGAACCACAGUCUCUAGUAGGUACUCAAAAUAACAGUGGCCUCAGCGUCUUCUGUGUGUCACCUCUAGAGGGUGCUAUCAACCCUGGGACGAGCCAGGAUAUAACCGUGACUUUCCAGCCCGACCACGAGAGUCUGUAUUACUCUGAUCGACUGAUGGUGGAGAUAGUUAAUAAGGAAGUAGCCCAUGUAAUCCACCUGAAGGGAUCGUCAAGGAUUCACACCAUGUUUGUUGACGGGGGAGACCCUCUGGAUGUUCCAAUUGAAUCCCUCGCCGAUCUGCCUGCAAAGGAAGAUCCUGAAGGAAACGAGCUAGUGGAGCUGAUGAAACCAGUCCUGCUCACCCUCAAGGCUGCCUGCAGUGAGAACACACUGACGCCUGCAGUACGGGAGCUGCAGGUCGGCUGUAUCCGAUCCACACAGCCCCUGGCUAAAAAGAACGUGGAGUUUAGUUUAGAUAAUCUAAACAGCCUCCAGCAGAAAGGCUUCAACGUGGAUCCAGGGAAGGGAGCUGUUGAUCCUGGUCAGAAAAAGUCUAUUACUGUGACUUGGGCACCACCUAGUGGCCAUGAUAUGACCCAGCCUGUCUCAAUCUCGACACAGCUUACCCUCAAAGGAGAUGUUACAGAGAUCUACAAACUAACCCUACUCGCUCUGGUAUCAUCAUGAAUGAACAGCAGACUGGGGCUGGGAAAGGCACUCACUUCCAUUUCAUUCUACGUUUCCUAAGUGCUGGAAAUAAAUGUCUUCAAACAAAUAGCACAGUUUGUACAAAAACACAUUCAUGGAUUUUUAAAAAAUUUAAAGAUUAAAAUAAAAA
Messenger RNA from Polyodon spathula (Mississippi paddlefish), 5367 nucleotides. RefSeq names its product cilia- and flagella-associated protein 74-like. The transcript is spliced from 39 exons. Bases 93 to 5216 code for a protein of 1707 amino acids. The record is from RefSeq and is a predicted model, not a curated record. NCBI's taxonomy places the organism in Eukaryota, Metazoa, Chordata, Actinopteri, Acipenseriformes, Polyodontidae.